AACACAGAAGUGAUCCGAAAGUGUCUGACCACUGGACUCGUGUUCAAUACAGCUUUCCUUCAAAAGGACGGCACCUAUAAAACUAAACUGACCAAAAAUGAGGUGUAUAUCCACCCAUCCUCGUGUCUCUUUGGUUCAAAACCUGAAAAUAAGAUCUCAUCUAUUUUGAUGUACUUCUGCAACUGCGAGACGUCAACCGUCUCUCCACUGCUUUCUGAUCCCAAAAACUUCUUCAAAUUCUUAAUUCUCUUCACUUCACUCGGCGUCCGAAUAUAG
Molecule: messenger RNA, 276 nt
Organism: Oppiella nova
Lineage: Eukaryota; Metazoa; Arthropoda; Arachnida; Sarcoptiformes; Oppiidae
Source: the annotation of a GenBank genome assembly